GGAUGCCAAUCGUUGGCAUUAGCACUGGGCAAUCGAAACAACUCAAGAAUGUAUCGUGCUCCUUUCCUUCUUCUACUUGCCAUCGUGUGCCUCGGGGCUAUUGUCAAUGGAAUGGCAAUGCCACGAAACGAUACGUCAGGCUCAAACUCGACGACUGGAAAUGACACAAUGUCUUCAGUACCAACAACCACCUCCUCUGGUUCACUCGCCUUCUUCUCCAGUCUACUUCUACUUCCCUCCAUCCUCCUCUCACUUCAUUUGUAG
This is a messenger RNA of Rodentolepis nana, 264 nucleotides long. The record is from the annotation of a GenBank genome assembly. NCBI's taxonomy places the organism in Eukaryota, Metazoa, Platyhelminthes, Cestoda, Cyclophyllidea, Hymenolepididae.